AUGCAGCCAGCCCUGAUGCUCAACCAUGUGAUUGUCACGUUCCUAAUGGCUGGAGUAGGUGCUAGUGCACAGACGACAUUAACCGUCACGACAGCCGAAGUCGAAAGCACAAGGUCGCUACAGAAAGCCGUGGCACCGGCUGCACCGACGGGGAUUCUAAAGUACGAGCCCAGCAGAGGCGGCAACUACACUGUGGGCUGCGCUUACACUCUGCUCUGUGCGGUCACCGUGUGGCAUGUGCUGCGACGCAAAGACCACUGGGCGCUUUGUUUGCCAAUCGGAUGUCUCUGCUCGGCUCUCGGCUUCUUUGUACGGCCCUCGAUCGAUCCCUACAAUGUCAGCCUGGGACUCUACAUUGUCCAGAGCAUGUUCGUGGUGAUCUCGCCAGCCGCAUUUCUUGCCUUCAACUACCUGCUAUACGGACGGAUGAUCCUGUCCGUGGACAGGAAAUUUGGUGGCUCGGUGAUGGAAUCACACGAGCUGGAGAGGCAGGCUCUGACGACGGGUCAAAAGCUGACCAUGAUGCACAAGGCCAGAGGACGCAAGACGGAAAAGUCGCGAUUCUCGUUCAUUCCGCCUCGCAUCGUGGGGCGGGUGUUCGUAUGGAGUGACGUGAUCACUUUCUUGGUGCAGUGCUCGGCUGGAGGUUUGCAGGCCAGCGGCGGUAGCGGCAACACUGCGAUGGUGAAUGUUGGUGACAAACUUUUCCUCGCAGGUGUCAUCAUCCAAGGUCUCUCGUACAUCUUGUUCACACUGCUUUUGACGUACGCUACUUGCCUGGUGAUUCGAGAUGGCUCGCGUGCAAAAGCGGACUUUACACGGCCAGACACGAUUCUAGGCGUAGACAAGCACGUGCUUGCCCUAGUUGGUGGACUUUACCUAUCGUCGAUCUUCAUAAUCGUAGGUAGCGCGCCGGACGAUGCGUUUGCGUUUGUUUCAGUAGACGACCGAGUACUCGGCUGA
Molecule: messenger RNA, 963 nt
Organism: Pseudozyma hubeiensis SY62
Lineage: Eukaryota; Fungi; Basidiomycota; Ustilaginomycetes; Ustilaginales; Ustilaginaceae
Exons: 1
Coding region: 1-963 (320 amino acids)
Cellular component (GO): fungal-type vacuole; plasma membrane
Source: RefSeq, a predicted model, not a curated record